Suillus bovinus is the source of this 450-nucleotide messenger RNA. RefSeq lists its product as uncharacterized. The record is from RefSeq and is a predicted model, not a curated record. NCBI's taxonomy places the organism in Eukaryota, Fungi, Basidiomycota, Agaricomycetes, Boletales, Suillaceae. The transcript is spliced from 3 exons. The coding region runs from base 1 to 450 and encodes 149 amino acids.
AUGACUCGUGGCGCUGUAGGAGGAGUUUCUAGAAAGUGUGUGGUCCAAGUUGGAGGCAAAAAGAUGAGUUUGCGCACAGGAGGUAUCCAACAACGAGAACAGGAUGCUCGUGAGCUCUGGGCAGCACUUUUAAAGAAACGAGAAUGCCUCCUGCAAUCUGAACUCGCUUCUAAAGCCAUCGCAAGUGAUGAUGUUGACUUUGGAAUGGAUUUUGAUGCUGUCCUCCCUCCUCCUGGGGAAGAAGCCCAUGCUCUCAGCCAUGCAGGAGAAGAGAUGUUGCUGUACCAGGAACUUGACCAGCUCACGAACGACCACCGAAAACGCUCUGACUUGCGAGACCAAAGUCAGCGUAUUCACGACGAAGUUCACUCAUGGUUAGAGCAAUAUGACGCAUUGUCAGAAGCUUUGCAAGCCUACCUUCAUGAUCAUCUGCAACCGCCUAUCUACUGA